Molecule: messenger RNA, 3378 nt
Organism: Dunckerocampus dactyliophorus (ringed pipefish)
Lineage: Eukaryota; Metazoa; Chordata; Actinopteri; Syngnathiformes; Syngnathidae
Gene: txndc11
Product: thioredoxin domain containing 11
Exons: 13
Coding region: 196-2607 (803 amino acids)
Source: RefSeq, a predicted model, not a curated record
UCUACGUGGUGGAAGAAGGUUGGUGGAGACGGUGUGUGAUUGCUGUACUUUGAACGCCGUCCCCGCUGAAGUGAAAUCCAGCCUAUGCUCCGUGUCCGGCCCAAAACUAGCCGCCCACCGAACCAACGUCCGGCAAAUGGAAAUGCUGUUGAGCCACGGUAUAUAAAUGGGACGAGUAGCCGCUGACGGGCUGUAAUGCUGCGGCGCGCGCGGCGGAGUCUCCGGCAGGUGCUGAGUCUGAUGGCCCGGAGACCAGCUCUCCUUUGCGGGGCCAUCGUGCUCGGAGUUCUGCUGGUAUUGGCCAUCAAGUUUACAUGCAGUCAUGCAAAGAAUGUUGUGGCAGCAGCUCGCCCUCCACUGCGCUUCUUCUCCACUGAAUCCCCUGUCGUGGACCUCUACUUGGGUCAGCUGGACCAGGUGGAGCGUCUCAGGAGCGUGGCUGAGGUGUCUUUAGUUUUCUUCUAUGCACCGUGGUGUGCCCACUCUGUGGCCGCCAGGCAGGAAGUGCAGCUGGUGGCGAAGAAGCUGGCCAAACAGGUGCAGUUUGUAGCCAUAAACUGCUGGUGGAGUCAAGGCAAGUGCAGGAAGCAGAAGCACUUCUACCAGUAUCCCAUUAUUCACCUCUUCUACCGAAGGUUUGGGCCCAUCGAGUACAAGGGUCCGUUUGUGGCGGCCUACAUGCAAAGUUUCAUCCUCAGAGUCAUCACGCCGCUCACCUACCUCCCGACCAGGAAAGCGCUGCAAGAGUACCUCUCCUGUCACGAGCCACGAGUGGUAGGUUUCUUCGAUUUCAACUCAUCCCCUCAGCCGCCAGGCUACGUCAUAUAUCUGACCUCUGCCCUGCAGGCUCUAAAAAGAGAUUUUCGGGGCAUGAUCCGAUUCGGGGUGGUGACCAACAGACAUGUGGCUGACGCCAUCUCAUUGAAAGAGGAUGGAAGCAUUUACCUUCACAGAAGAGUCAACGCGUCUUUGAUUUUCCCGAGAAGGGACCAUAACUUCACCUCCCAGGCUAUCUGCAGGUGGGUGUUUGAGCAUCGUGAGAGUGUCCUGCAGUGGCUGCAGCCUCCAGGUACCAAGUCUUAUGUACUGGAACAGGAGCUAAGCAAAGGUGCCGCGCUGCUGCUCUUCCUGCCGCACAAUCCGCUCACCUCCAAGCCAGACAGCCUCCUACAGCAGGUAGCAGACAUGGCUCUGCGUUAUCAUUCCUGUGACUCUAUGCUUAAUCAACGCACCAGCUGGCCGUGCUGCCAGUCUGUAAUCAUCCCCAACUCCAGUGUGUGGUGUGACCUGUGCUCAUUCCACUUCACGCCUUUAGAGGGAGCUACCCUUAAACGCUGCUGCCUUGACCAAGCGCCUCUGGCCUGUAGCAGCUUCCUGCUGAGCUACAGCCCACUGAGCCAACACAGUGCCUGCUGCAGGGAAGUUCCUCAGCUCAACAAAACCAAAGAAGUAUCCAUAAAUUCCUCGUCCAAAGGUGAUGACCUCACGGGGCUUCGCUGUCAGACCAAUAGGACACUCAGGUUUUACUUGCUGGACGUUGACCUGAAUUGGCCCCUGGCUGUGCGGCUUGGAGCAGAGCCAGGCAGAAACAGGAGCUCCUUGCACCGCCACCAGGAGACCGGGGAGCAAAUUGACGGCUCGUUUGCUACCAUCGUCAACCUGAAGGACGAGGUUCAUUACGUGCUCCAGCGAAGCCACGCCAACACCCUGACUGAGUCUUUAGAGGCCUUCAUCAGGAACUUCAGCGCCCCCUACAGCCUCCUGCAGAGACACCUGGUGGGGGAGGACCAGAGGAGAGGUGCAGCCACAAGGCCAGAGGAGCCUGAGCCUCAGCAGCCACUCAUCACCGAGCUGACCACUUCCUCCUUCCUGCCUUGCAUCAUGGACCUCCAAAAGGAUGUGCUGCUGUUCUACUACACUCAGUGGUGCGGCUUCUGCUCCGUCCUCAACCAUGUCCUCAUCCAGCUGGCGAGAUUGCUGCAGCGGAACAGCAACAUCACUGUCGCCAGGGUGAAUGUUGCACGGAACGAUCUCCCGUGGGAGUUCAUGGCGCAUCGAGUUCCCUCCAUUCUUUUCUUUCCGCGAACCAGAAAACAUGAAAGCGUGACGUUUCCUGAUGAUCUGCCCAUCACGCUUCCGAACCUCCUUCGCUUCAUCCUGAAGCAUUCUGGCAUGCCGUCCUACAUGGACAAACCUGCAACAUCACACGACAAGGACACAUCAGGGCCCGACGGCGUCCUGCGUGCAGAGUUGUCCGCCCUCCGGGAAGAGGUGCGGACACUACACCGCGCCCGCGAGCUGCUCUCUAAGCAGCUGGCUCAGCUGUGGCGUGACAACCGUCACCUCAAGUUUGACGCUCGCAGCCUCAAAGCGCAGAACGUCGAGCUGCAGCAGGAGAGGCGGAGCUUAGAGGAGCAGCACCGGGAGAAGAGCCGGCAGCUGGGCGAGGCAGUGAGGCGGCUUCAGGAGCUGGCUGACGCCUCUGAGAACCUGCUCAGUGAAAACACGCUGCUGAGGAUCCUGCUGAAAACCCUCAGAGACAGUACUGAGGCGAAGGAGCAAGAAGAUUAUGCCCCCAUGCAAAGAGGAAGCCAUUUAGCAUCCUGACAGAUACUAGGUGCAACGGGAGCACCAAGAAAUGAAGGCAUGAAGCAGGAUUAUUAGCUGAUGAGUGUGGGAAACCCUCCUAGCUAGUUUGAGUGCAGACCUCCACUAAGGCCAACAUUCCAACCAAGUAUUAAAUACAAGUGGUCAUAUUUGCAGAAGGAAAUUGUAAUCGUAAUCAUGCCAGCUGAAGUCCUAGAGGUCAUGCUUUCUAGACGGCGGCCACAAAGCCUCGCCCCUUAUCACUACAAAAAUGAUUGGUAUUGUACAACCACAGCAACAUCUGUCAAAGUUACCACGUAAUUGUUUAAUUUUAUGUAUUAUCCCUCCGAGACCAAUUAUGUUUCUAAUGUGCAGUCAUUGCUGAGUGGACGCCAUUCUUGACAUGUAGUGAGAAAGUUAUUCAUACGCCGACAAAGUGGUCGACAAUGUUGCAAUAUUUGUCCCCCAUGUAAGCCGUACCACACUAAAGCAAAAACGACAAGAAUUCAGGGGGAUUUUGGUGCCAAAGAGAAGCGGCCCAUUUUCGUCCCUAAUAGCUACUACCGGUACUAAAAACACUGUCAACCAUCCUUUAGUAAACCACAGCUCCGCUGAGUGGCCAGCUGGUGGAAUUGCACUUGUACGUUUAAAACUACCUGUAAAAAACACUUGUUUUGUUAAGCCUGAACUUAUUUUUAUGGAAAUCAUUUGAAUCACUAAAAUGUUCUUUCAAAUUUUUCAAGUGUGGAGAUGCUGCAAUUGUUUACAUGUAAAAUAUUACACCACUUUUUA